Messenger RNA from Dinoponera quadriceps, 1627 nucleotides. RefSeq lists its product as uncharacterized. Gene Ontology annotation, molecular function: lipid binding; protein binding. The coding region runs from base 718 to 1527 and encodes 269 amino acids. The transcript is spliced from 4 exons. Gene Ontology annotation, biological process: plasma membrane tubulation; actin cortical patch localization; endocytosis. Gene Ontology annotation, cellular component: actin cortical patch; cytoplasm. The record is from RefSeq and is a predicted model, not a curated record. NCBI's taxonomy places the organism in Eukaryota, Metazoa, Arthropoda, Insecta, Hymenoptera, Formicidae.
AUUUCAAUGAUAAAUAAAUAUAAGUAUUAAAAUCGCCUUGCUAUAAAGUGUGUGUGAUGAGAUGCUAUACAGCUCAUUUCAUUGGCUACGAAGUAUUUGAAGAUAAACUCAAGAGUACAGUAAAUAUAAGAUCCGACUGAAUGAAAAUCGGCUUAUAGUUAUAAACUCUGCUUGCAGUAGAUAUAAGGGAGGGAGAAUUCACAGAUUUUGACGGUAGAAAAGUAGAAAAGCAGCAGCAGCAGCCAAUCACCAGAACCAUUAAUUAGUCACUGAAGUUAUAAAAGUAUACCAAAGAGUGAUGUUUCCGAAUAUAGCCUGGUGGAUGUUUUAGAACAGCUGGUUGGUGUCUAGUGGUGUGCACACAAUGUGGAUUCCCGAACGCAACUCUACUAUCGACUACCAGCAGCAUGCGUUCUGCUGCUUUUCUGUUUUCCUCCUGUCAAGCUGUGAAUUCUCCUUAAGGUGGUUUAAGAAAAAAAUGUGUAGCUGUGUGUUGAGAAUAUAGAUCCAUUAAUAUAUCGCUCUCUCUAUCAUGGAAAUGUUCUUUAAUUAAUAUAAUGCGUGAAAAUAUAUGAAUAAAUAUCAAAAUGAGUUAAAAGUUGUAGAUAAAAUGACUCUAGUAUUUUGUAAAAUUUUGUAAAAUUUUUAUAUCUAAUUUUAAAUAGACAUCCGUAUUGGCAUAAUUGUAAUUAUUGAAAGUCUUAACUGAUACUGAUUAUGACGUGCAGGAAUCCUUUAAAGAAAAAUUACUUAACCCAGAGACCAACAUCUGCAUCACCACUUUUAUCCCAUGCAGAAGAUAAAGAAUUAGAUCUUGUUGUGCAAAGACUCAUCUAUAUUGAGAGUGCAGUAAGAAAAUUAACAAAGGAGAUGAAGAAAUAUAUAGCAGCUUUGAUAAAUUUGGAUAAAGCAGAUCAAAGAUUAAGUAUGAAUUUAACUAGUUGUGGAUUGGCACAGAAUAAUGGUGAAUAUAGAAGAAUAGUGGAAGAAUAUUUUUCCAUCGCUACUCAAGUUGGGAAAAACAUUCAAGAAACGACUAAUCUAUGUCAUAAGACAUUUAUAGAACCUUUGAAGAAGUUGAGGAAUGAGUUUGUCACUAUUGCUGCAGCGAUAACAAAGCGUGAGGAUCUAGUGACUACAUGGAAAUAUUUGUACAAUCGUGUGAAAAAAUUGCAAGAGAAAAAAGACAGAACUGCCAGUCACAUUGCAAAGUUAGAAAGAGAACGAAGAAUGGAAGAAGUGGCCGCUAAAGAUUUGAAAAUUAUACACACUCAAUUACUUAUGGAUUUACCAGUAUUCCUCGAAAAAAGACUUGAAUACAUCAAUCCUUGCAUUCAUGCUGUGAUUAUGGUACAAUUAAAUUAUUAUGGUUAUGUGACACAGCUAUAUACACAGUUAAUGCCUAUACAGUACUCUGAGUUCAGCUCAUCAUCAAGUGUAACACCUGUACCUGAGGAGGAAUAUCAGCGAGCUGUAAAAAUUGAAUUAAAUAGAUUAAGGGCGUUAACAAUAGUGAAGGAUGUUUAAAAACAGUAAUAUAACAUUGUUUUAUUAUAUUUAAAAUAAUAAUAUAGUAUAAAAAUAUAUACCACGUACUUGAGCAAGUCUCUAUAUUAAAUAAAUUAUA